AUGUCUUCGCCGCGCCGCUCCUGCUCCUCUGUCUUUUCCCCCUCCCCCUGCGCCUCUCCCUCCCCGUGGUCCCGCCGUCGGCGCAGCGAGAGCUCUCUGCUGCUCGCGGAUUGCGCCACUCCGGGUCGUCACGGCGCCCCCGCUCCUGGUUUUCCGCCCUGCAACGCGCAGCCGUCUCAUCUUCCGCCGUUUCCGCCGCCAUCCGCACGCGCUUUCCUGCACUCCGCGUCCGCCUGCUCCUCCGCGUGUCCCGGGUGCUGGGACAUUUCCCUCGCCUCCCCGCGCGCCUCCCCGCGCUACGCCACUCCGCGCGACGCCGCUCCGUGCGCCAGACCGCGGGAGUGCAGGGAUCUAGGCCAGGGGGAAUGGGGCGGCGCGGCGGACGGCGGAGAAGGCAUGGGCGCGGCGGAGGGAUGGGGGGGGCGGGCGGAGCAGCGCGGGUGGCUGAGACGGUCCGAGACGUUUGCGGUGGGGGAAGGGGGGAUGCGGGGCGUGGGGAGCGGAUGGCGGGAGGUGCGCGCGGAGCAGAGCGGUGAUAUAGCCUGGGGAGCCAUGCCGGGGGAGUACGGGGGCGCGGCGGAAAGGGACAGGCGGAACGGAUUCCGCGCAUGGGCGCAGGUGUACGGCAUCGGGGGGAGAAUGGGCGAGGGGGAGGGGCGGGCGGGGGAGAGAGGCGCGGUAGUGAACAGCGGAAGCGGCAGUUGCAGCAGCGCGUGCGACAGCGGAAGCGGGAAUGGGAGCGGUGGCUUUCCCAUCACGAGCACGACGAGCACGAGCAGCAGCGGCAGUUGCGGCAGCGGCGUUUGCGAGGUGCCUGCAGGGGUGACGCACGAGCGGAAAGGGAGCGGCGGAGGGAUGAGCGGGACCAGCAAGGGCGACGAGGUCGCAGCAGCGGCGGCGGCGGCGGCAGCGGAGGAGAAGGCGGCUGCGAUGGAGAGCGCUGCGGAGCGGAUCAAGAGCAUGCGCGCGGAGCAGAUGCGCGUGAUGGGGCUGGAGGGGCCGGUCCCCGCGAGCCGCAUGCUGCGCGUGCGGAGCGACCUCCGCGGGUACGCUGGGUGGGCGCGAGGCGCGGAGGACGGCAGAGACGGCAGCGGGUUCAGGGACGCGCGCCGAUCCAGCUGCGACUCGCCUUCUAACGGGGAUGAUGCAAGCCGUGGCUAUUACUGCAGAGGAGGCGGAGGCGGAUGCGCAGGGGGACUGCGGAGGGGGGAGCGCGGCUCGCGGAGCAUGACGAUCCGCGAGAGCGAGGAGGCGGACGCCGCUUCCCCCUCGUACCGCCCCCUGCUCUCCAUCCCUUCGCCCUCCUCCGCCCUCGCCCCCAUGCGCCGUACCCGCUCCGAACUCUGGCCCGCGCGCCCCCCUCCGCUGCCGCUCGUGGCGGAGGGCGGGGCGGCGGAGGGCGCGUGGGGGCAGCGCGGGAGUGAGGGGAGGGGCAGGCGGAGCUGUGAAGGCAUGGGGGACGUUCCAAGGCGGGCGCGCACGCAAGUGGGGGGAAAGGGGGAGAGGUAUGCGCAGGGCGGGGGGAACCUGUGGGGAGAGGGGGACAUAUUGGCGGAGGGGAACGGGAGGAGGUGGCGGCGCGCGUCGUUGGAAGGGGGCGCGCGGGGAGGAUGGGGGGAGGUAUAUGGGGGGAGUGCAGUCGCUGUAGUGGGGGAAGAGGAGGCGGGGGAGGAUACGUGCGGAGAAGGGGAGACUGACAUGGCGAUUGUACGAGUGGGCAGCGGCAGCAGCAGCAGCAGCAUUGGCAGCGUGAGUGGCGGAGGGAGUGGGGACGAGAGCAGCGGCGCAGAGGCAGCGAGUGAGGAGCGUGCGGGGGAUGUCGAGGGGGAGACGGGCGGAAGCAGCAGCGGGGAAAACGAGGGGGAGCAGUGGGCGGGGAUGGGGAGGCGCAGAGUGGAAGCGGGGGGGAUUACAGCUCCUGACGGGUCGUGCGACGCUGUAACGCCUCCUCCGCGCUCGUCUGCUCCCCUCAUCCAUGCCACACAAGCAGCAGCUGCAUGCAGAGCAGGCAGCCUGGGCAGCGAUACGCCUACUGCAUCCUCGGAGCUGGUGGAAGUGGGGGGAGGGGCGCGAGUGGGCGCCAUGAGCGCACGAGCGUCCCCCCAGCAGCCCCUGCCGCGGGUGUGCCAUCUGCCCCUCGUUCCUGGGCUCGCGCCCUGCCCUGUGCGCAGCGGUGGCGCUGACGUGGCGCAGGGCGGGCUGGGGGAGGGGGCGCCGGGAGGGAAGGUGGGAGGGGAGCAGAGGGGCGCGGGAGAGGUGGUGGUUGGCAGCGAGGGUAGUGGGUGGGCCAGAGAGGAUAGCAAGGGUGGCGAGGGUGGGGAGCAGGAGGCAGUGGCGCAGUGCAUGGCCGUGUGCUCUGCACUCUCCAGACACAUCCUCGCUGCUGCUGCCUGCUCUGCGUCUACAGCACCGCUCAGCCACCUCGUGCUCAACCUGGCACACCCCUCCUUGCUCUCCACACUCCUCCCCACGUCCCCUCUCGCCACCCUCCUCUACCACCCGCACUCACUACCUCUGCCUCUGCCUCUGCCUCUGCCUCUCCCCGCCACGUCAUCCGCCCUCAAUGCUGCCUCGUUACACGACCAUCGCCCGCAGCAGCACAGCCGCAUUGCAACAGCAUGCCUGGCAGCGCAGGAGAAUGCUGCGUGGAAGCGUGGGGCACUCGUGUGCAGGCAGGAUGCGGAGGGGGUGUCUGUAGAACUGGGUACAGCGGUAUCAAAGGGUGGUGGCGCACGGGACGGGAGAAAGGUUGUUGCUGCGCCUGCAGUGGAAGCCUCUGCAGCCUCCCUUUCUUCAGAAGUGGCUCUACUUCAGCCGCGAUCGCUUGCAGACGUUCUUGAUAUGCUGGACGCUCAUCCCGCCAUCACUUGCCCCGCUUCUGCUGCUUCUGCUGCCGCUGCACAUGCGCCAAGCGUCUCGGUGUCUGUGCUAAGAGCACGCAUUCGAGCGGUGGUAGCAGCAGUGGCGGGGCAGCCUACUGUGCGGGUAGCAGUGGUGCUGCUGCCCUCAUCCCACCCCACCUCGUUGUGCCCAGAGUCCACUGAGGCGGGUCCAAAGCAUGCUGCAGAGCCUGUGGACCAGCAGCAGCAGCAGCAGCAGCAGCAGCAGCAGCAGCAGCAGCAGCAGCAGCAGCAGCAGCAGCAGGCAGUGGUGGUGCCAGGGCUGUGGGUGGGGGACAUGGUGGCACUGGCAGGCGGCAGCGGUGUGGUGGCACAGGAGGCAGGGGGGAGCGCGCGGGCAGUGCAGUGGCAGCAUGUGUUGGACAGCGCUCCUGACGCUCUGCUGCUGCUGCUGCCGCCCCACCACGGCCCUUCCAUCAGCGAGGCAAGUCUGAAUGCCAGUCUACCUGGCUUGGACACACUACCAGCCGCCAGAAGAGGCAUGCUGUUUGCAUGCCACCACGCCCUCUUUACAUGCCCUGGAGCCUCUCUAGUGGAUGGACUAGAGCUGCUCGCGCAUCUGCUGCAUCCCACACGUGCCAACUACCACGGCUCGUCAACAGUGCAUCGGCUCGGCGCUUCUAUUAACAAAUGA
Molecule: messenger RNA, 3534 nt
Organism: Closterium sp. Naga37s-1
Lineage: Eukaryota; Viridiplantae; Streptophyta; Zygnematophyceae; Desmidiales; Closteriaceae
Source: the annotation of a GenBank genome assembly